This is a messenger RNA of Drosophila busckii, 1211 nucleotides long. RefSeq names its product phenoloxidase-activating factor 2-like. Gene Ontology annotation, biological process: proteolysis. The record is from RefSeq and is a predicted model, not a curated record. The transcript has 3 exons. NCBI's taxonomy places the organism in Eukaryota, Metazoa, Arthropoda, Insecta, Diptera, Drosophilidae. Gene Ontology annotation, molecular function: serine-type endopeptidase activity. Bases 93 to 1211 code for a protein of 372 amino acids.
GCGGCAGUUUAUUAUCAACAAUCGUGGAGCGCAGAGUCCGGCAAUUUUUAGCUCGUUAGUGGUGCACAAAAAUUGAAAAAUUAAGCCCAAAUAUGGGCAAAGUAUACGCCUGCCUAAUUUUACUGUUGCUAUGCUAUCAAAACUAUGUUUAUGCUGAUUGCGGCACUCACUCAACUUGCGUCUUGAGCUGGCAAUGCGUGAAGAAAGCUGACCCCAAUGUAAUAAAUUUUCGAAGUGUAGACAGUGAUGUUAAUGCUAUUUGCAAACAUAAAUUGCAAGUGUGCUGUCCAAAUGCGGAUAUUAUAAAACAAGAAAUGCCAAUGCAUACAAAUGUGGCAUGCGGCAAACAUAAUUUCCAUGCCAUACAACAGGAUCAUGUUAAUGAGAAUACGCAGUUUGCGGAAUUUCCGUGGGUUAUGGCGGUAAUAACCAAGUCACCGAUUAAAUUCAUGGGCGGCGGCUCACUGCUGGCGCCCAACGUGGUACUCACAGCAGCUCACAAAUUACUAAAUCAAAGCGCGGAAGAUCUUCAAGUGCGUGCCGGAGACUGGAAUAUUAUGAACAACACUGUGGAAGGUCUUGCCCAUGUAAACAGGGCCGUCGCGCAAGUGAUUCUCCAUGAGCAGUUCGACAUCAAGGCUGGCACCUAUGACAUAGCGCUGCUGAUACUCCAACACCCAAUAGCUUACUCAGCUCACAUACAGCCCAUCUGCUUGCCACGCAAAUAUGAAUUCCUCGACUUAAAACGCUGCUUUAUGGCUGGUUGGGGUACGGAAAAUUUUGAUACUAAAGGCGGCUUUAGUGAAGUUAUGAGGAAGGUCGAUCUGCCGUAUAUGAAGCGAGCUGAGUGUGAAGAGAAAAUGAAGGCAACUAAACUCUCAAAUAGUUUCAAGUUACAUGAAACAACAAUUUGUGCAGGCGGAGAGGCAAAGCAGGAUGCCUGCACUAACGAUGGCGGCUCACCACUUUUCUGCCCAUUGGCCGAUCUUCCCAAUCAGUACUUUCAACUGGGCAUUGUGUCUUGGGGCCUGGAUUGUGGCGUUGAGGGCGUUCCAGGCGCCUAUACCAAUGUUUACUAUUUGAAAGAAUGGAUACACUCAAUACUGCAUCUCAUGGGCUUAGAUCCCAAUCAAUAUAUGCCAGCAUUUACUUUGGAAUAUUUUAAGCGCACGCAAGAUUAUCUAAACAAAGAGCCAGAGCCUCUUAUCUAA